AUGGCUCCCGGGAUGCCUCACAACCCAAGUCAGCAAGGAGUACCCGGAGGAGGUAUGCCUCCCCAGCUAGGCGCGCAUAUGGGAGUCUCUGGCGCGCCUGGCGCCCAGGUACCCGCUGGGCUCAUGGGCAACAUGCAACCAGUAGCAGGUGGGCCGAACGCACAUGCACUUCAACACUUGAACCCUGCGCAGGCACAAAUGUUCCCUCAACAGCCACUACACCUCGCCGGUCCGAUGCACUCGCAGUUCCAGCAGCAGCGAUAUCUUCAACAGCAGGCCCAGGCCAGGCAGGCACUGAUGCAACAACAACUACAUGGAAACAUGGCCGCCGUUAACGGCAUGCCCAUGGGUAUCCCUAUGAACCAUAUGAAUGCGGCGCAGAUAAACGCCAUGAGGCAAGGCAUGAGGCCGGGCCAACAUCCCGGCCACGCUCAGGCUUUGAUGGCUCAGCAGAUGGCCAUGCAGCAUCACCAGGCCCAAGCCCAGGCCCAAAACCAACACCUCGUCCAGGGCAAUACCCCAGGCCAACCUAUGCAGAUGACACCCCAGCAACUUCAAAACCUGCAAACACAACAGGCGCAAAUCGCCGCCGCGACCAUGCAGACGCAGGCUUCCGGCCAAGGCCAACAGCACCCCGGUCAACGACCCCAACCUCAGGCCCAACCCCAGCCCGGCCCGCAAAACCCCCCGGGUUCGCAACCCCAAACGCAAGCCGGUACACCCGCACCCUCUGGCGGACAGCAGACGCCGGCGCAGACUCCGGGACCUGCACCUGCGCCACAAGCCCAACCCCAGCAACCCCAGAACCAGCAAGUUCAGCAGUCUCAACCGCAACUCCAGAACGCUGCCGUCGCCGCGGCGCAGCAACAGGCGCAAUUGAACGCGGCGGCCGCGCAUCAAGCUGCGGUAGCAAACAACAUGGCUCUACAACAGCGGAGGGCGGAGAUGAGGGCGGAGAUGAGGAGUCACUGCUUGCUGAGACUGAUGCAGUUCUCGGAGUAUCUCAGCGGGUUCCCUGGUCCAAAGGGCAAAGGCGAUUUGUCGUAUUGGAACGAAUUUGUUAACCGAUUCUUCUCGCCCAAGGGUGUCUUUAGGCACUGGGUCCAUAUCAACGACGCCGAGCAAGAGACUGACAAGCAGUACGAAAUUGCGUUCCCCGCGUUGGCGAGAUACUUCCAUACGUACUUCGAGAGCGGUGUCAAGACAAUGCAGUUCAUUAUGGACAAGGGAACAACAGAACGUCCACUUCCUGGUGACAGUUAUUGGAUAGAAAACAGCCGAUCUAGCUUCGUGUAUUGGUUCGAGAGCGGUCUUCAUCUGGUGGCUACCGGAACGCUGAGGGCUCAGUUUGAUGCGGAACAAAAACUCGAGGUCUUCGAGUUCUCGACCACGGGCCACGAGGAAUAUGUGUCCUUGAAGAACGUCAUUAAAGCGGCCACGCCGGCCCACAAUUGGGUCAAGGACUGGCAGAAGCUUAACUCGCAAGACGCCAAAUCCUCUCCCGAGAUGAGCAAAAAGACGAAGCAGAAGCAGCUCAAGUCGCCCCAGAACCCGCCUCCCGAUGCCCUUGUGGACCUGCCUCCGUCGGCCGUUAAUGCAAGCAUGGGAAUUCCCGAGGCGAUUGCGGAAGUAAUGGGUCAAAUGGGCCCUCUCUUUGGAUACUGCCACACGCAUCCUGGGGUUAGCGCAUAUGCGGCCGUGGACCAAUAUGUAUCCCAAUUUAACAACAACAUGAACGCGCAAAACAUGGUGCAGGGACCCCGGACACCCAGUUUCGCGAAUAUGCAGAUGGGUGCCAGCCCUGCCAUGGGUAACAUCCAGUUACCCGGCUCUCCCCACAUCGUUGGCAGCCCGAUCCCUGGCCACAUGCAGGCCCCCGGAAUGCAGAUCCAGAGGAGCCACCAAGGAACGAGCUCCAGCGGGCCAAGCGCCAACACCUCUCCCGCAUCGAACAAGAGGAGACGGCCAUCUGCCGUUAAGACGGAGGACGACGGAUCGGCUCCGACACCGGGCGGCGGGCAGGUCAAUGGCAUCCAGGGCAAGAAGAACCCGCCCACACCGAGGAUGCCCAAGAAGGCCAAGACAAGCCAGUGA
Molecule: messenger RNA, 2094 nt
Organism: Scedosporium apiospermum
Lineage: Eukaryota; Fungi; Ascomycota; Sordariomycetes; Microascales; Microascaceae
Exons: 7
Coding region: 1-2094 (697 amino acids)
Biological process (GO): positive regulation of transcription by RNA polymerase II; negative regulation of transcription by RNA polymerase II
Cellular component (GO): nucleus; transcription regulator complex
Source: RefSeq, a predicted model, not a curated record